This is a messenger RNA of Platichthys flesus (European flounder), 2317 nucleotides long. RefSeq names its product OX-2 membrane glycoprotein-like. The record is from RefSeq and is a predicted model, not a curated record. Gene Ontology annotation, molecular function: cell-cell adhesion mediator activity. The transcript is spliced from 8 exons. Lineage: Eukaryota; Metazoa; Chordata; Actinopteri; Pleuronectiformes; Pleuronectidae. Bases 20 to 1156 code for a protein of 378 amino acids.
UGGACACUAAGCGACAGAGAUGACUCCUGCACAUCCACUCGUCCUCUUUGUGUUAGGACUCUUCCAGACAGGUCUAACAUCUGUUAUCCAGUCUGUGGAGACUGUGGAGGAGGCAGUGGGAGAAGAUGCUCUCCUCAGCUGUCAGAUCCUAAAGUCUGAAAAGGUGGUGCAGGUCACAUGGCAGAAACAGACGAUGGAUGACGUGACCAAUCUCGCCACCUCCAACACUAUCUUUGGCUCCAGGGUGAUGUCAGACUUCAGAGACAGAGUGGAGGUGAAAGAUGAUGGACUGCACAGCCGCUCCAUAGUGAUCAAGAAUGUGACGGAGGAGGAUGAAGGCUGCUACCUUUGCCACUUCAUCACCAAGCCUGCUGGAGCACUCCCUGGCAGAACCUGCCUCAGGGUCUAUGAGCUGCAUGAACCCGUUCUACACGUGAGAGAAUCAGAUUCAACUGAUGAGUUCCUGGUUUCCUGCUCCGCCACAGGACGACCUGCUCCAACCGUAACUCUCAACGUCACACAGCAAGACUUCUACCUCUCACAGAACCAAACUGUGUUGAUCAACACAAACGGUACAUUCACUGUCACUGCCACAGCCGUGUUGGCAGGUUUCCAUGAUGCUGGCAGACUGGUUGGAUGUGCUGUGCAGGUGCUCUCCUGUCGUAAAGAGGCGUUUGAGGAGAUUCCUGAAGUGAAACUGAUGCCUACUAGUGGUUUGGAUGAGGGAUCUGGAUCUGCUGCAUUCAUCGUGAUGUGGAUUGGGGUAGUGAUCUGCCUUUGCACUGCUUCAGCUUUAGCUGUCCUGAUAACACGAAAACUAAGGAGCAGAUCCUUCAGUCUGUCACACAGAGACCAGGAGAUGACUGAGGUUCCUCAAACUGCAGACGCUGAUACGGUCAAAGUACCUUUGUUCACACCAAAGAAGACUCCGGUCAGAGAACGGACACCUCAUUUGAAAUCACAGCAGAGAAAAGAGACAGACCCUGAGUCGUCUUCAACAGCCAGAAGACUUCAAUCUGACCAGGUCAGAGUAGCUUUGUUCACACCAGAGAAGAGUUCGGUCACAAAACCGACACCUCAUCGUAAAUUGAUGAAAAAUAAAGAGAUAGACCGCCAGUCGUCUUCAACAGCCAGAAGACUUCACUUUGACCAGUAGGUGGACCUCAGGUCUCUACUGAAAGUCCAAUGUAUGGGGUAUCCAGCACUUCUACAUCAGUCUUCAGACAUGUCCUGUGGUGAAUCUCUAGAGAAUUGGAUCCAGACUUUUUCUCCACAGUUUUCCUUUCACACAUGCACGAUGCAGUGGAGGGUUUUCUAUACCGACGGGUUCACAACAACAACAAAUCCUCCGGUUUGGAAUCCAGAGACAUGGACCCACAACUAUUAUUACGUUUUCAUCGAGCAUUUCUGUUUUGACCUGUGCAGCUUUUUCCGUCUUUACGGUAGUAAAUCCUGAAGAGAUGUAGUGAAGAGAAGUGAAGAAAAGGAGAAACUCAAAGUACAUCUUUUUAUUUUAUUCUAAAAUUAAGCACGUUAUUUCAAGAUGCCUUUUUCUGAAGCUCCUCACGCAGUCAAGUGAGAACUUAAAUGUCAUGAAUCAAUGUUUAUCUGUAUGAAUCUGUAAAGUUUAAAUUUGACAUUAUAUUUUAAAAACUAUAUUUUCUUCAUAUAUUUUUUCGAUCAAUUGUAUUUUUCUUGUGAUACUUCACAUAUCAGCUGCUCAAGAAUCACAAGCCUAAAUAACUUUCUAUGAGACUGGAAGUGGGAGGAGAGAAUUAACUGUCACAGGGGAGGAGACUAGAGAAGGGGGGGCUGUGGGUGUGUCCUCUUCAAGCCCUUUGUUUGAGACCAUGCUGACGCACCAGUAAGUUUGUCUGUUGUCUUCUAUGAUUAGAGGAUGUUUAAACACAGUGCAGCCUAAUUUAGCAUAUUUCUGACUCAACAGACCAAGCUGUAUUGUUACCAAGCAGACAGCACCACAAAGGAGAACCAGCAAAGUGGUUUAUUGUUCUGUAUUUAAUUAUAUUUUUCAUGAACGGGACCAAAGGAAGGCCUGAAGCAUUACUUCUUAACGUCGCAUUAAGUUGUACGCAGCAGUUAGCACUUUUGUUGUUGUAUUUAUUGUUUUGGUAUGGAAAGAUGUUGUGUUGUGUUUUGUUCAUUGAACAGAAAUCAUCCCUUCCUCUAUCCUUCAUCAACCUUAGCACUAUAAAUGGUUAAAUGGCUCUUGGAUCCUUGUGUGUGAAUGUGCAAACCAGCUAGAGGUUCUAUGGUCCAGAAAUACAGCAAAACUGAAUAAAAUAUAAUUUAUAGUCUU